Messenger RNA from Temnothorax curvispinosus, 2566 nucleotides. RefSeq lists its product as uncharacterized. NCBI's taxonomy places the organism in Eukaryota, Metazoa, Arthropoda, Insecta, Hymenoptera, Formicidae. The transcript has 3 exons. The record is from RefSeq and is a predicted model, not a curated record. Bases 731 to 2077 code for a protein of 448 amino acids.
UCAACAUGCCAUUUCUCGCUUCUGACAUCAUAAUCUAAUAUGGCCUAAAGUUCCUAUAAUAAGAGUUAGGACACCGUUAUAGCUUUGUCUUAAGGCCAUUGCACGUAAUAAAGAUUUAGUUUUAAUCAUAAGGCCGUAAGAAAAUAGACCAAUCACACUCGAUUAUUUUUCAAGCGCGAGAAGAAUAAUCGCCCGUGAUUCUUACGGCCUUACGAUUACAACUAAAACAUUGUUACGUGCAAUGGCCUUUACUUCCACUAACUUCUUGGCUGAAGCAUAUGGCGACCAUGAUAGCUUUGUCUUACUCCCACUUAUAGCUUAUCUCACUCCCACUAACUUGGCUGAAAUAUAUGGCGAAACCAAUAAAAAAUCGUCACCACAUUGGCUUAACUGUUAUUAUAGGAACUCUAAUAUGGCCGCGGCGUAUACUUAAGAGCCUUAACAUGCAUUACUUAAUAUUAUUUUUAUUUUAGGCAAUUUAGAACGGAAAAAAAUUAUAGAAACCAUUAGGAGGAAAGGAAAUUUCAUACACAAUACAGAUCCUUCUGUAAAUACGGGGGCGUUAGUUGUUUGUCGAAGGCCUGCCAAGAAUAGUCGUAAAACAGUACGAGACUUUACCUGUUGUGCAAAAUGUAAAGGAUGGUUUACUAAAAAUAAUAUUAGGCAUCAUUUUAAACAAUGUGCAAAUGUAUCCAAAGGCAGAAAUGUACAAAUUCUGGGACGUGCUGUAAUGGGAAUAAUCCAUGAAUGCGCAAGUGAGACAGUAAGAAAAGUUUUAUUCCCAGUUUUGAGGGAAGAUGAUGUUACACGAUGUAUUAGAUACGAUAAAUUACUAAUAACAUACGCAAACAAACUAUGUAUCAAGUACAGUCAUCAACAUCAACAAGAUAUGAUACGUGCUCGACUUCGAUUAUUAGGACGGUUUCUUAUCACAUUAAAAGAGAUUAACCCUAACAUAAAAGAGUUUUCGGAUAUAUACGAUCCUACGAUAUAUGAUGACUGUCUUAAAACAGUAAAUAAAGUAGCUGAUUUUGAUUAUGUUAAUAAAAAAUAUGGUGCACCAUCAGUUGCAUCAAAUAUUGGAACAUAUUUAAAACACGUUGGUAACUUAUUCAUAACAAAAUGUAUAAAAACAAAUAAUAUAAUAAAGCAAAGUAGCACAGAAAAUUUUUUAAAAAUAUUAAAUGAAGAUUAUGGGACAUCUAUAAACAAAAUAGUAGAAGAAAAUGUGACACAAUAUAAAAGACAGAAAAAAGUUACACUUCCAUCUAUGGAGGAUAUAAAAAUGCUACACUCAUAUCUGAAGAGUGAAAGAAGAUUAUUAUAUACUAAUCUUAAAAAAAAAAUCACGUACAAAACAUGGCAAGAGCUUGCAAAAGUUACACUUACAUCUAUGCGAGUUUUCAAUAGGAGAAGAGCAGGAGAAAUUGAACGUGUUACUAUAGAAGAUUUUAAUGCUCGCAAAGGCAUAACAAGGGAAACUUGUUUAGAUUUAUAUAAAUCAUUAGGUUCAAAUUUACAACAGGUUGCUGAUAAAUAUGUGAGAUUCUUAAUUCGCGGGAAAUUAGGACGCACAGUGCCUGUAAUUUUAGACACAGAAUUAGUUCAAUGUAUUGAACUAAUUUUGAAGCAUCGAAAAGAUGCGAAUGUUCUUGAAAAGAAUCCCUAUGUGUUCGGCAUACGUAGUAGCAGUAAGCGCAGUUUCAAAUAUUUAAGGGCAUGUGUCCUUAUGCGAUAUUUCUCUCAAAAAUGUGGUGCACAGAUACCACAUGCAUUAAGGGGCACUGAAUUACGCAAGCAUAUUGCUACAACUUGCAUUACGUUGAAUUUAUCUGAAAAUGAAGUGGAUGAUUUGGCGAACUUUAUGGGACACCACGAAAAGAUUCAUAAACGUCAUUAUCGGCAGUCGAUACCAGCAGUGGAGAUCAUCCGCAUGACGAAGUUUCUUGAAGCAGCAUUAGGUGAAAAUGUGUUACAAAAGUCCAAUAGUAAUGAUUCAGACGAAGCAAUACAAGGUGCAAGUAAAGACACGUCCUCGAGUGAAGAAUCAGAAAACGAUGCUGAAACAUUCAUGUGAACCUUCCUCAGAACAAUCAAGAAGAAACUUUCUUGAAACUUCUAUAACAGAUAGUCAACAAAGGUCUGUAAACAGAAAGAAAAUUACGCGUCAAAAUCGUGCAAAUGUGAAUAACGACGAUUCGUAUACAAUUUGUUCUUCAGGAAUGAAGAAACGUCGCAGUAGUAAGUUUAUUUUCAUUUUUAUUAUAUAUUUUAUAUAGUUUUCAUAAAUUUAUCAAAUAACGGUGUAUUUCCUUAAAUAUUAUUUAAUAUCGUUUUCUUAGUUAUGUCUAAACAUAUAGGGUGUCCUGUUUUAAACAAUCCAAUAUCUUGAAAACUGAGCUCGACGAACAAAAAUGUUUCAGAUUAUAUUAUUUCAAAGGGGACAUCUUAUAAUAAGCACGUUUUAUUCCUAAAUGAAAGCACUUCCGAUAUUUCAAAAUGACCUUUUUUAAAUAAAACUUCAUAUUUUUAGGUAUACUAAUUGAUACAAUUUUUCCUUCUCUAC